AUGCUCUCCCGUUUCACUAGAGGAUCAACCCGCCAACUGCACGCUUCUGCACGUGCCCUGGACUUCGCCAAGAUGUCAAUUGUUGGUCGUAUCGGUACAGACUUCUCCGAACAUACUACUGGUAAUGACAAGCGUUACAUAAAAUACAGUAUUGCCGCCCAACCUCGUCGUGACGGACAAACUAAUUGGUUCAACGUGACUGUCUUCAACGAACCACAGAUUAACUUCCUUACGCAGUACGUCCGUAAGGGUGCUCUCGUUUAUAUUGAGGCCGAUGCCUCCAACUAUACCUUCGAACGUGAAGACGGCUCACGUGGUAUCAGUCUGAGCUUAGUCCAACGUGAGGUUAACAUGCUACGUAAUGGGAAGGUCGUCGAUGCUGAAGCUGCUGCCGAUGACGCUACCAGCGAAGCCUCAUAG
Messenger RNA from Henningerozyma blattae CBS 6284, 420 nucleotides. RefSeq names its product Rim1p (gene RIM1). The transcript has a single exon. The record is from RefSeq and is a predicted model, not a curated record. Bases 1 to 420 code for a protein of 139 amino acids. Gene Ontology annotation, molecular function: single-stranded DNA binding. NCBI's taxonomy places the organism in Eukaryota, Fungi, Ascomycota, Saccharomycetes, Saccharomycetales, Saccharomycetaceae.